GCAGCCAGCCAGCCGGUUUGUUUGUGCAAGUUUCUUUUCUUUCGCCUACAUUCAAUUCUUCUUUGUUAAUUAUUAAUAUAUAAUUUGUUGUUUUAUAUUAUUGGUUUUUGCCAUCAAACUUUAACAAUAUCAAUUUUGACAUAAAUGUGUUAUUAGUUAAAUUAAAAAAAAUAAACGCAAAGUGAGAUAAAAAAAAAAACAGUCUGCAAAGAUGACUUUAUUAAAGUACAUGUCUCUGAUAACCACUUUCUCGGUAUUUGCGGCUUUAAUAUCGAUUGUUUGGCAAGCAUUUUUAUCGUUGAAACAAUUAAAUAAAAUCACCCAAAUUUUAACUGGUUUAUUGGCGAUUGAGAGUCAAUUGAAACGACCUUGGAAUGAGUCAAAACCUAAAGUUGCUUUGGGCUAUGGUGCUUGCAGUGAUUUGUUAAUUAGUGCUACUGAGUUUUUAAACUAUUCGGCCGCAAUAAUACCAGACAAUGUGGGGUCAGAGUUUACGGUGGAUGAGGUGAAUGAUGAGGCGGAAUUAUUGCAAACAUUUGGUUAUUACUUUCGCAAUGGAGCAGCGGCUGAAAGAGUCAUGCCCAAUACUGAGCUCUUUAGGCAAUUAAUUUAUAUUGCCAAGAAACAACAUCGCGAAUCGAUACAAUGGUUUAUUGGUGGCAAUGCCCCUUUGAUGGGCAUACGUUUUGACACGGAGGGCUGGGAGGUUUUGUUAGGUGCAAGAAUUUCUCAUAAAUUACGCCGCUUAAUGCCCGAAACUAUUAAAAUCGCUGGUGAUUUUAUCGAAGAAGAUGAUAUACAUUUGAUAUUAGAAUACAAGGCUGGUGAAACUUGGGGCCCCUUUACAGCCCCCAGAGCUAAUCGGUAUAUCUUACACAACGAUCACAAUAAUCCCCACUUAAACUCACUCGAACAUUUACAAACCGCCAUUGAAUCGUAUAAGCCCGAUCUGUUUAUAAUCAGUGGCAUACAAAUGAUGGAUAGUUACAAAUUUGCCGAGGGCAUAAGAGAAGCACGACUGCUUAAAGUUAAUCAACAAAUUGAUUCGUUGAGCAAACAAACUAUGAUACACUUCGAAAUGGCUUCGUAUGUGGAAAUGGAUUUGUUGCAGCAAUUACGACAGUUUAUUCUGCCUCACGUUGAUUCGUUGGGUAUGAACGAACAGGAAUUGGAUAAUUUGGCACAAGUAUUGGAACAUGGACGCACAACAUUGGCCUCCGAUUGGAAUCCUAGAGUGGCCACAACUCUAGAUCAAAUGCGCAAAGUUUUUUCGAUAUUGGCUAAAGAUUAUUAUAAAAAUGCCACUGGAGUUAAUAACACUAAAAGGCGAAUGGUUAGCAGAAUACAUUUGCAUACCUUGGCCUAUCAGGCUUUAUUAACGGUUAAGGAUUCCAAGUGGAAGAAUACUAAAUUGGGAGCAGCCAAGGCGGCUUUAAUAGCUCAUCGUUAUGUGUGUCAGACACAAGUGAUUAAUCCCGAAGCUGCCUCUUUGGUAUUGGAUGACAGUUUCUCUACUUCUCUUAACCACACCGAAGCUCAACGCAUUGCUUUUGAUCCCCAAAAUCCUGUACCCUGCUGGUCCGAAACGUUACAAAUAACGGCUCUAAAAUCGUUGGACAUUGAAAUAUGUGUAGCCCCGGUUUUGGUCUGCCGUGUGGCCAAAAAGACCGCAGGGGCUGGUGAUAAUAUAUCCGCUGCUGGCCUAUCGCAACAAUUAUAAUUGUUUAAACUACAAUAAACAAACUUAAUUUAGGUUAUUAUGUUACUCAAACAAGCCAUAACUACUUAAUGAGACUGUUCUGCUGCUGUAUGUAAAAAAUCAACAAAAUAACAAUAGAAAAAGAGAGCUACUAAAUGAAUCUCUUUUUUAGUUAUAUAUUUUUGGAAACCUAAUAACCUUUUUCUUUUAUAUUAACAUAUAAACAAACAAAACAACAACAAAAAAAACAUUCCUUUUAUGGGUUUUUAAACCUUUAACCUAAAUAUAUUUUUAAUUUUUUAUUUGAUUUGUUUUGGUUUUUGAAACGUAAUGUGUUCAUUGCAAUCGCUAGAUAUUUGUUUAUACGUAUAUUUUAUGUCUUUUGCUUAAUCGUAAUUAAUCCUAUUAUGUUUAAUUUGUAGCUAGUAAUGUUGGUACGUACUAUUACAAAAUUUGUUGAAAUUAUUUUUUAAGAUUUUUUGAUAUUGCAGAUUUUUAUUGUAAUGAUGAUGAUGACCUCUUUUUUGUUUAUUUUUAUUAUUAAUGGACCUGUUCGAAAGUUACCUUAAGCAAUUUUACAUUCCCCCUUUAAAAGUGUAUGUUGUAUUAUUUUACAACUCUUAAUUAUAAUUAUAUAAAAGUUCUUAACUCACAAAGAUAUAUGUAUGUAUGUAUGAUCAAUAAAAGAUAAUGCAAAAUACUGAACAACAA
Molecule: messenger RNA, 2410 nt
Organism: Calliphora vicina (urban bluebottle blowfly)
Lineage: Eukaryota; Metazoa; Arthropoda; Insecta; Diptera; Calliphoridae
Product: ADP-dependent glucokinase
Exons: 4
Coding region: 212-1720 (502 amino acids)
Biological process (GO): glucose metabolic process
Cellular component (GO): endoplasmic reticulum
Molecular function (GO): ADP-specific glucokinase activity
Source: RefSeq, a predicted model, not a curated record